Molecule: messenger RNA, 1109 nt
Organism: Vicia villosa (hairy vetch)
Lineage: Eukaryota; Viridiplantae; Streptophyta; Magnoliopsida; Fabales; Fabaceae
Product: uracil phosphoribosyltransferase
Exons: 12
Coding region: 156-974 (272 amino acids)
Biological process (GO): uracil salvage
Molecular function (GO): uracil phosphoribosyltransferase activity
Source: RefSeq, a predicted model, not a curated record
GUGUGAUGAACUACUAUCCAAACCAAUAUCCUCCUCUUCACCAACAACCUCCCAAAACCGUUCACAAAACCCAAAAGAAAAAACACAAGACCUCACAAGACUCGACAUUGAAAUUCUUGGGAUAACAAACCACAACAUUCAUUGAUUCAUUCAUCAUGUCUCUGUGCCAUCUUAAUCUCCCAUUCGCAUCCGAUGCGGCACCUAUCCCCUCCACAUUUCACUCUCCUAAUUCUUCUCCUACCAAAAAGGUCACUUUUUCAAGUAUUCCGCGGCGCACCUGUGUAGUAAGGUCUCAUAUGACAAUGGAAGCGAAGCCUCUCUCUCAAAACAAUCGAAUGCUUGUGUAUGUGCCUGCUCAUCCUUUGAUCAAGCACUGGGUUUCGGUUCUCAGGAAUGAGCAAACUCCGUGUCCCAUUUUCAGAAAUGCAAUGGCUGAGUUGGGAAGGCUACUAAUUUAUGAAGCCUCAAGGGAUUGGCUGCCAACAGUGACCGGAGAGAUUCAAUCACCGCUGGGUGUCGCCUCGGUGGAGUUCAUUGAUCCAAGGGAGCCUGUGGCUGUAAUUCCAAUUUUGAGAGCUGGUCUUGCUCUUGCUGAACAUGCAUCAUCAGUCUUGCCUGCUACAAAAACAUAUCAUUUAGGAAUGAGCAGAGAUGAGGAAACUCUUCAGCCAACUGUAUAUUUGAACAAGCUACCUGAAAAAUUUGCAGAAGGGUCUAAAAUAUUCGUGGUUGAUCCUAUGCUGGCCACAGGUGGUACUAUAGUCGCGGCCCUGAAUAUCUUAAAGGAUCGCGGAGUUACCAACAAGCAGAUUAAAGUGAUAUCUGCAUGUGCUUCCCCUCCAGCUCUCGAAAAGCUGAGCAACCAGUUCCCGGGCCUUGAAGUGUAUACCGGAAUAAUUGAUCCCGUACUUAAUGAGAAAGGGUUUAUAAUUCCUGGCCUCGGAGAUGCUGGUGAUCGCAGCUAUGGUACAUGAUACAUGAAUGUUAAUUAUUUGUUGUAUCAAAUUUUGAAUAAAGUUAUUACUACCCGGAUUGAUUCUGAACUCAUAAUGUAGUUUCAUAUUUAGUGUUUUUGCUUAUUAUUAAAGUUAAGGUUAAGAAUUGAAAUA